CAUAUGCAGUCUACUGUAAAUAUCAGUAUAUAACAUGUACUAUUAACAGCAUGGAGCUGGGACACUGUUUAAUGUGAUUAUUAAGUAAGAAUAAUUUAUGAGUCAAAGUUCAUUUAUGAAACGUUUCAGCAGGUCAGAGGUGAAGUGGUGUCUCAGUCUCUGGGGGGACAUUUCCUUUUUAAAUAAAGCCGGUAUGGGAUGUUUAACUCCAUAUCUGGUAAACUGUAAAGCCAGGAGUUCUUCCUUUGUGUACAUUAUUUUCUCCAUCGUCAGACGAAACGACGAUGCAGAAUAAAAAACAUCAAUCGACAAAAAAUAUACUAAUAUAUACAAAUAUACUGCAAAAGACUACGAGCUAUGCGGCCUUGCCGCCACUUGUUGCCAGCAAAUCAUUUGAAUCUAAUGUACUUGUAUAUUUUCAUUGCAAAAAUGAAUGUGUCUUGUGGUUAAAACUGUAAAAACAUUGUUGUGAGGGAGGAGUGAUGAAAGAGGGGAAGAGAGCUGGACUGCCCAUUUCAGGCCAAAAAUUCACACUAAACUAAGUGUGUUUAUUUUCCUAUGUAUUUUGACCUUCUUCACUCGCCGUCUGACUUUCUGUCGCGCUUGCGCAGUAGCAACGACGUUGCUCGCCACAUUCUUGCUCAGUGGCUAGCUAAAACUAACAGUGUAACCUCCGUCUGCGAUCAAGCACCGAAUCUGUAUCUGUCCAGACCCGGUCCAGACGAGGUUCAGGUUGUUAAUACGGUACCGGUUCUGAUCCACGGGACCUGCACUGACCGCAGAGGCCACAGUUAGCUCGUCGUUAGCAUCAGGGGCUAGGUUAGCUUUAGCUUCGCUGCAGCAGAAUCAAAACAAACUGAAGCUAACGGCGGCUAGCAGCCCGCGAGCAGGACAACAUGGCGACGGAGGAGAAGAAACCAGAGACAGAAAACAUCAAACAGCCUUCAGCGUCCUCGGGCUCCGGCAGCAAGUCUAACCCGGCAAAACCAAACUACACAGUGAAGUUCACACUGGCCGGACACACAAAGGCUGUUUCCUCCGUCAAGUUCAGCCCCAACGGAGAGUGGCUCGCCAGCUCCUCUGCUGACAAGCUGAUAAAGAUCUGGGGAGCAUAUGACGGAAAGUUUGAGAAAUCCAUCGUGGGACACAAACUGGGGAUCUCUGACGUCUCCUGGUCUUCAGACUCCAACUUGCUGGUCUCCGCCUCCGACGACAAAACACUCAAGAUCUGGGACAACAACUCUGGGAAGUGUCUGAAGACUCUGAAGGGUCACAGUAACUACGUGUUCUGCUGUAACUUCAACCCUCAGUCUAAUCUGGUGGUGUCAGGAUCGUUUGAUGAGAGCGUUCGCAUCUGGGACGUGAAAACAGGAAAAUGUUUGAAGACUCUGCCGGCUCACUCUGACCCCGUCUCUGCUGUGCACUUCAACAGAGACGGCUCGCUCAUUGUCUCCAGCAGCUAUGACGGCCUCUGUCGUAUCUGGGACACAGCGUCAGGACAGUGUCUGAAGACUCUGAUUGAUGACGACAAUCCUCCGGUGUCUUUUGUCAAGUUUUCUCCCAAUGGAAAAUACAUCCUGGCUGCAACUUUGGACAACACGUUGAAGCUCUGGGACUACAGCAAGGGAAAGUGUUUGAAGACGUACACCGGUCAUAAGAAUGAGAAGUACUGCAUCUUUGCCAACUUCUCUGUGACAGGAGGGAAGUGGAUCGUGUCUGGCUCUGAGGACAGCAUGGUUUACAUCUGGAACCUUCAGACCAAAGAGAUCGUUCAGAAACUACAAGGACACACAGACGUGGUGAUCUCCACCGCCUGUCAUCCAACAGAAAACAUCAUCGCCUCAGCUGCUCUGGAAAACGACAAGACCAUCAAACUGUGGAAGAGUGACUGUUAGACUGAAGCAGACCCAUUGAUCCAGAUCCACAUCCUGAACUGAACUGGUUUAACUUGGUGUGUGACAGUCACACACACAAACACACAUUCUGUGAGUAAGAUUCACACAAAGAGCCAGAACCGGGUCAGACCAGGUCCCAGUGUCCCAGCUCAGAGGUCAGAGGUCAGUGAAGUUAAAACUCCAGAUGUUUGUAUUAUGUUUAUUUAACCACAGGAAGUCCUCAGGUAGAGGGUGGAGCCUAUGUUUAGCUCACCUGGAGGGAGGAAGAGGCUUUUAUUUUUGAUUUCCUGUUUGAGUCUUUGAGAAGCUUGUGUUUACUGCUGCUGCUGUUUCCUGUUGCUUAAGAAGCAGUACUUCCUCCCUCCCUUUCACAUUAAAGGCCUUCUAGUAGUUUAAGGGACAGACUCAUUUCUCUUCUCAAAGAUUUUUAUUGUUUAAAAAAAUCAUAGUUUUGACUUUCUGUUUUUUAAGAUGUUGUUUACUUAUGGAUUUAUUUAUCCCAUCACAACCAAGAGAAAACUAACGAGGUAAUCAAUACUUCAGUAGAUUGAGUAAACAACAGCCCCAAAUAGAGGUCACCCUGAUGACAUCACUGUUACAUCAUCAGACCAUUGACUCACAGACCAAGGUGGGAAAAAAGUGUAAUGGCCCCUUAAAAACAUUUGAUGUUACCUUCAUUAAUAACCUUCAAUUAAAAAAUUAAGUUAAUUUAAAAAAAAGUAAUUGAGAAAAUAUAUACAAUAAUAUGAUGUCAGAUUAAUGUUGCUAGGAAACCGUUUGAUCGACAGCUGGGACACACCUACUAGCCUCUGACUCGUCAGCUGCUGCAGUAACUGUGUGUUUGUGUGUAUGUGUUGUGUUCACUGACUUUCCGACCUAUAGGUACAUUUAACAAUAACAAACAGCAUCUUCGUCGCCAUCACCUCUGUCAACUGACCGAUCAACUGAUCAAACAAACGAUCAAUAUUGUUUGGAAGGAUUUUUUUCAGUUAUUUGUACAUAAAGAUUUUUGACAACAA
Messenger RNA from Seriola aureovittata, 2914 nucleotides. Its product is annotated as WD repeat-containing protein 5-like. The transcript is spliced from 13 exons. Bases 897 to 1895 code for a protein of 332 amino acids. Gene Ontology annotation, molecular function: protein binding. The record is from RefSeq and is a predicted model, not a curated record. NCBI's taxonomy places the organism in Eukaryota, Metazoa, Chordata, Actinopteri, Carangiformes, Carangidae.